Messenger RNA from Anneissia japonica, 1483 nucleotides. RefSeq names its product multiple epidermal growth factor-like domains protein 11. The record is from RefSeq and is a predicted model, not a curated record. NCBI's taxonomy places the organism in Eukaryota, Metazoa, Echinodermata, Crinoidea, Comatulida, Comatulidae. Gene Ontology annotation, molecular function: protein binding; scavenger receptor activity. The transcript has 10 exons. Bases 1 to 1449 code for a protein of 482 amino acids.
AUGGGCUUCAAUGCUGCAUUAUUUGUGAGGAUACUCCUCUUUCAAUUCACUGUGUUGGUCACAGCAAAAAUUACGUUUGAACAACGAACAUUGACAGUUGGAUUAGGAGAGAACGUAGAAAUAGUUAUGACCACAAACCAACCAAUGACUGAUCUACGAUGGACUCAUAACUACGGUGACGUCAUCUCAAAAUGGAACGGAAGUUCGACAAUCAAAAUUGAAAAUGUAAGAAAGCAAGAUGGCGGUGUUUAUGAAUGUUAUCAAGAUGAAUAUGGAAAAGAUGGAAACCAUGGAAUAAUGAGACUCAUUGUUAGAGCGUGUCCUUCUCCAAAAUGGAACCCUCCUUCAUGUGAACUUGACUGUCCCGUAUGUUACAAUGGCGGUGUAUGUGAUGACAUAACUGGUCUAUGCAUAUGUCCGGCAGGAUUUAAAGGAGCCAACUGUGAAAUAGGGUGUGGAUCAAAUUACUUUGGGCGAUUUUGCAGUGUCUUAUGCAGUUGGAAAAGUGAAGAAAGCUGUAAGGAAAAGGUAUUCUGCCCCCCAGACCCAGUUGGAUGCAACUGCAUUGAUGGUUACGGAGGACUUGACUGUUCACAAACAUGUGGCACUGGAUGGUAUGGUGCCAGUUGUCAACAAAUGUGUCGCUGCAAUGUUACAUAUUGUGAUCGAAAAUAUGGAUGCAAUAAUGAUUCGUGUUGGGACGGUUACACGGGACCACAAUGCCAAGUUGGAUGCAACUGCAUUGCUGGUUACGGAGGACUUGACUGUUCACAAACAUGUGGCACUGGAUGGUAUGGUGCCAGUUGUCAACAAAUGUGUCACUGCAAUGUUACAUAUUGUGAUCGAAAAUAUGGAUGCAUUAAUGAUUCGUGUUGGGACGGUUACACGGGACCACAAUGCCAAGUACUAUCAUCAGACAUAUCAUGUCCGUCUGGUUUCUUUGGUAAACUCUGCAACUACCCAUGCCACUGUUCGGGCGGAGAUGAUUGUAACAGAGAUGAUGGCAGCUGUAUAAAUGGGUGCAAUGAAUCAUGGGCUGGCUCAAACUGUAGCAUAGCUUUGCCAUACUUAAAUACGCCGCCAAUCGCUACUGCAUAUACAAGUGCUAUAUCGGUUGAUGUUACCUGGACACUAGGUAGACACUACGGUACAGGAGCAAUAACAUCCUGGACCCUUUGGUACAAAAAAGCAGGUAACAGUGAAUUCACGUCAAUAAAUUCCAGCACACCUGACAUCAUCAAUAUUACUGGACUGAAUCUUCAUGAAACUGUAACAUAUUACAGUAUUCUUUCACGAUCCAUUGAAGGUGUUAACACAGCUGGACCGGCAAGUCCACAAGGAAUAAUUCAAACCACUUGUUUAGAACCACUAUCGCCUUCACCGCCAACAAUCAAAUCUGUGGCCAGAAAUUAUUUAGAAAUUCAAUGGGAGGUAAGCCCUAAAAUGUAACAGAUACUAAAUUCCUAUUAUUUCGAGCAACAUU